UUAGAGAGACUCUCAAGAGUUUUGCCUUUAUUCUUUAUUCCUUGUUGCAUCUGGCCUGGAGUGGGAUUCCCCACCCACCUUAUUACUUUUGGUUUUUUGUUUGGGUUUUUUUUUGCCUUCAUUUUAUUUAUCUCCCUCUGCUUGCAUACCUCAUCACCUGAACAUUUGUGAGCAGCAACUGUCCCUGUUGGUUGCACCAUUAACUCCUGUGAUAAUUAGCCUACAGUAGCUUUAUUUGUACAUCCUGACACCUAAAGAAGAAAGAAAAUGGCUUGUGCUGAGUAUUCCUUUCAUGUGCCAAGUUUAGAGGAGCUUGUUGGAGUUCUGCAGAAGGGGCUAAAGGAUAACUUUGCUGAUGUCCAGGUCUCUAUAGUUGAUUGCCCUGAUUUGACUAAGGAGCCAUUUACCUUUCCUGUAAAAGGCAUCUGUGGGAAAACUAGAAUUGCAGAAAUAGGAGGUGUGCCUUACUUAUUGCCUCUUGUAAAUAAAAAAAAAGUUUAUGAUCUAAAUAAGAUUGCAAAAGAAAUCAAGCUACCUGGAGCUUUUAUUCUUGGAGCAGGGGCAGGCCCAUUUCAGACCCUUGGAUUCAAUUCUGAGUUUAUGCCAGUCAUUCAAACAGAAAGUGAACACAAACCUCCUGUAAAUGGAAGUUACUUUGCCCGUGUUAACCCUGCAGAUGGAGGGUGCCUACUAGAGAAAUACAGUGAGAAAUAUCAUGAUUUUGGGUGUGCAUUACUGGCUAAUCUUUUUGCCAGUGAGGGCCAACCUGGAAAGGUCAUUGAGGUGAAAGCCAAAAGAAGAACUGGAAUACUUAAUUUUGUGACUUGUAUGAGACAGACUCUUGAAAACCAUUAUGGAGAUAAGCCUGUAGGGAUGGGAGGUACUUUUGUAAUUCAGAAGGGAAAAGCGAAGACUCACGUUAUGCCUGCAGAAUUUUCUUCCUGCCCAUUGAACUCUGAUGAAGAGGUGAAUAAAUGGUUGCGUUUUUAUGAGAUGAAGGCUCCUUUGGUUUGUCUGCCAGUUUUUGUCUCCAGAGACCCAGGGUUUGAUUUGCGACUGGAGCACACUCACUGUUUUAGUCAUCAUGGAGAAGGGGGACACUACCAUUAUGACACUACCCCAGAAACAGUGGAAUAUCAUGGCUACUUCUUACCUGCAGAGUUUCUCUAUCGCAUUGACCAACCAAAAGAGACCCAUUCAUUUGGGCGAGAUUAAAUCAACUGAUAUUUAGAAAAAGAAAUGAUUAACUAAGGUUAAUUGAUUGAUUAAUUCAUUGAUACAUAUAUAAAAUCCAAUAGAAAUGAUCUCACUACUUACACCCUAUUUUUUUGGGCUUUGAAAUGAAACGUAUGUUGACAUGGCUCUGUAUUAUUUUGUAGAUCUAUCUGCAAAGUUUAUUGGGAACAAAGAUACAUAAUGGACAUGUUCUUCGUUAUUUUUUUAUUCUAAAAAUCAGUCCUAUAUUUAUACCUUAAAUAUAAACAUGAUCUGGAAUUAUGUGAUUGAUUAUUUUUACUAUUUAAUAGUAAUAACUUACAUUUGUUUAACAUUAUUAAAUUUUCCAAAUUAGUCUCACAACUGCUAAUUGGAUCUUUCUGAGUAUUAGAAAAAUCAAUGUUGGAAAUUUUGAUAGUUGUUGAAUCUUUGUAUUGAAUAUUAAAAAUCCAUUUUAGAAGUCAGAGUAUACUUUUUUCAUGGAAUAAGGUGGUCAGAGGGAGUAACUUUACCCCUUUUGGUGCAGUUGCACCACACUCAGUUUGCAAUUUGCCUUUCACAAACAUUAGCAACUAGAUGGUUAGCCAUGAUUCCUCCUUUGUUUGGAUUGCCAACUGGAAGCAGUUAGUGCCUGGUUGGUUAUUUGUAAGAAGAGAAGGGAAAAGAAACAGCAUCAAAAUACAACAUUGAAGUGAGUGUACUUUAUAAAUGAGGCUAUUGCUAAACAUGACCACUGUCUUUCGUGAAAUAUAAAAAUUAUACUCUUACUAAUUAUGGUUGAAAUUUUCCUCAAUGUUCUCCUAUAAUAAUCAUUAGCCAAAA
Hipposideros armiger (great roundleaf bat) is the source of this 2037-nucleotide messenger RNA. It is a transcript of the gene BKGD, whose product is annotated as beta-keto-L-gulonate decarboxylase. The coding region runs from base 268 to 1215 and encodes 315 amino acids. Gene Ontology annotation, molecular function: zinc ion binding; hydrolase activity, acting on ester bonds. The record is from RefSeq and is a predicted model, not a curated record. The transcript has 9 exons. NCBI's taxonomy places the organism in Eukaryota, Metazoa, Chordata, Mammalia, Chiroptera, Hipposideridae. Gene Ontology annotation, cellular component: nucleus.